Molecule: messenger RNA, 1086 nt
Organism: Zasmidium cellare ATCC 36951
Lineage: Eukaryota; Fungi; Ascomycota; Dothideomycetes; Mycosphaerellales; Mycosphaerellaceae
Exons: 8
Coding region: 1-1086 (361 amino acids)
Source: RefSeq, a predicted model, not a curated record
AUGCUGUUUCGGUCGAUCUUCUUCCUCCUUGCGGGCUUGCACCUAGCGGCAGUCCUCGAUGCCUCACCAAUCACCGUGGACAACAGCGACUGUGUUGAGCAGACGCUCUUCUGCUACCAAUCCGGCCAGACCACCACUCAGAAAAUCAUCGACGGAGCUGUCGACAACUUGUGCAAGAAGUACGAUGGUCUCGAUCUAGGAGGGAGGCUCCAAGCAGCUCCGGACUUCUACAUCAGCCCGACCGGUCACCACAUCGGCGCGGAAGUCUCUCGUCCUGGCCCUGUCGUGCCCGACUGCGACUACAACAUCACCUACAACGCAUGCAAGCGCUGGCUUCCAAAGCCAUUCAAUGACUGCCCGACGCAUCAGGGCGGCAAUGUGACGGAAGAUCGCUGCGGUCUCAUGUGGCUCAUUGAUCCGGACGUCUUGGGUGGACAGGAUCUGUCGAAUGCUACGACGACGAAGAAGGACUGCAAGGAUCCGAAGGCUACAACACUCCCUACCUCUUCCUCGAACGUCAUCAGCGCCGAGGGCUUGGGAAACUUUACUUGGGGCGUUCCAGGCAGCAAGAUCUCACUCAAGCAUCCAAGAGACCUGUCGUACAUGGGCGACUGGGACCAAGACGGUUGCUACGACUCAGGCUAUCAGCGAACCACCAGCGACUUAAUGCAAGCAGCCACAAGCUUCUGCAACUACUUCAACUUUCAAACCGUCAACCCAGGCUGGUACCUCACCAUGACCUACCACAUGUGCUACGACGAUCACUUGGAUCACAACUGGUUGACUCUCCAAGUGCAAGAGGGCUCCGAGCCACUUUGUCUGGUAUUCGCCCAAUGUAUGAUCAUGAUGGAAGACUUCAUCAAGAAAACCUGCGACGUCGAAGACGGGGGAGAUAAGCAAGGAGGCUGGGCUUUGAACGAUCACGGCUAUAUGAUCAUUGAUGGCGACCCAAAACUUCACGACAACGAAAAGCAAACCCAAGCCGACCUUGACUGCGCCGAUGACGAACAGCUGAAGGCCCUCAUAACAGCACAUCCACCACAGCGCGAUCACCCCCACGACGACUUUGAGUGUCCCAGUCAUUGA